Plasmodium coatneyi is the source of this 1500-nucleotide messenger RNA. RefSeq lists its product as uncharacterized. The record is from RefSeq and is a predicted model, not a curated record. The transcript is spliced from 11 exons. Lineage: Eukaryota; Apicomplexa; Aconoidasida; Haemosporida; Plasmodiidae. The coding region runs from base 1 to 1500 and encodes 499 amino acids.
AUGAAACUUCUCUACAUAUGUGACACACGCUUUUCCACCUUCAACUCGAGGGAGAAAAAAUACUUGUUCAAAUAUUGGGCCUACUCCUUGCAGGAUUUGCUCAGUAACAGCAGUCAGAGGGACAUUCGCCUGUGGCUUGUGUGCAUAAACCUGAUUGAUUACAUCGACGUGCUAACCUUCUCUGACCCAUUCGACUACGAAAAUGUGAAAAGGGCAUUGGAAAAUAUAUCUCCUCAUUUUUAUUUAAGUGAAAAGAAUUCCAGACAUGGCAACGAUAUGGCAGUGGAUCCACUGAUAGCUUUUUUGAGGAACAGUGAAAACAGGGCAGCAAUUAAGGAGUGCAACAAAGUCGCCAUUUUAUCCUGCAACAUUCACCUAUGGGAGGAUAAAGUUCCCGAACUGAAACUUUUCGCGGAUGCAUUUCGUACCAGCGUGUGUAAAUUUUAUCUCUUCAAUGGUUAUAUAGCUGUGCACCCAAGGAAGGAGUUUACCCUCCUUGGGAAAAAUAAGGGGGCAGACGAGCAAGUACACAAAAGCGCUUCAGACGAAAAGAACAAACUACCUCAGCUGAGCCGUGCGUUGGAAGAGUACCCAAACUUUUUCGUCAAAAAUGUGCUAUUGAAUAAAAUAAAUAUUUUGCAAACGUCCAAGGAUAUACUAUCCAUCACCUUUGUCGUUUCGUUCACCCUGAGUUUACAAAACGAGCUCGUACUGAAGUGUGAAGGAAGACCCCUGGUGGCAGAAGUGGGACACUCUGCCUUCAUCGGGCUCAGUAAAUUCCCCGUUGUGUUUGACAUACGGGCCAAGGCGCUAAAGGAGGGAAUCUCACAGCACUUGAUAUAUGGGAUACCCAUAUUUUUAAGCGACAUUCCUGGGGGUGGGGGAAAUUUAGUUUCGUUGGAACGCUUAUCGAGGGAGCUCCACGAAAAUGAACAAGUUAUCAUCCUGAGAUCGAACAUAAACCCGACGGAUUUAAAGACGCACGAAAAAGAGGUUCGCUUCUUAUGGGUUGGGACUCCAAUGACAAAGGCGGAGACGUCAGUGGCCCUAUGUUUGCACGGAUUAGCUACCCAAGAAACGUAUUCCCUAUCGAUCGAAGAAUUUUACAAAGAACAAAUUGAAGAAAAAAAUGAGCACCUCUCAGACGCAAAGAUAAAGGACAUAUUUAACUUUUUAAUUUUGGUGGACGAAUUUAACCCCUUGGACUACAGCAAUGAGCGGUUUCAGUAUUCCUUCAAGUACGUUCGUGAUUCGUUGAUGCCUCUCCCGCCUAAGGAUGUUCUUUCAAAGAAAAGGGAUAGAAAAAAAAAAACGACUCUCGUAAAAUAUGCUGCGCUAGAUGGUGCCCCUAAUAGUGCAGAGAACGCCAUGCCGCUUGGUGGUCGUGGAAAUCUGCCCACUCGAAAGAAUAACCAGUCGACCAAGGGAAGGGCAAUCCUGGACCCUCGAUCGCUACUCCUAGCCAACAUGAAUAAGGCUUUCCAAAAGAACAUCAUAUAG